Messenger RNA from Camelina sativa (false flax), 1551 nucleotides. NCBI's taxonomy places the organism in Eukaryota, Viridiplantae, Streptophyta, Magnoliopsida, Brassicales, Brassicaceae. The record is from RefSeq and is a predicted model, not a curated record.
AUGGCUGGUACGAGCCCCCCGAACCCGACCUCGAACAACACGAACUCGACGACCCCGACUCAAGCCACUAUGGAGGUAAGACGUACCAUCUCUCCAUAUGACUUGACUGCUGCCGACAACCCAGGCGCUGUGAUAUCUCAUCCGCUGUUGAAAGGGAUGAACUACGAAGAAUGGGCGCGAGGAAUGAAGACUGCGCUUUGUUCUCGCAAAAAGUUCGGUUUUCUUGACGGAACUAUUGCUCGACCCGAAGAAGGAUCAUCCGAUCUUGAAGACUGGUGGACGAUUCAAGCAUUGCUGAUCUCCUGGAUUCGCAUGACUAUUGAUCCUGUGUUGCGUUCCAACAUUUCUCAUCGAGAUGUUGCCAAGGAUUUAUGGGAACACUUGAAAAAGCGUUUCUCCGUUACAAAUGGUCCACACAUUCAGCAACUCAAAGCGGAGCUCGCUUCUUGCAAGCAACGUGGACUUACGAUAGAGAGCUACUAUGGUAAGUUGAACAAGAUUUGGGAUAACAUGGCUAAUCACAGGCCACUGCGUCUUUGCAAAUGUGGGAGGUGUGAGUGCAAUCUUAACACAUUGCAGGAGCAAGAUCGAGAGAAUGACAAGGUCCAUGAUUUCCUUUCUGGUCUUGAUGAUGCUUAUCACACAGUGAGAUUGACUCUGGUUUCUCGUAUACCGAUUCAAUCUUUGGAGGAAGUGUAUAAUGUUGUUCUUCAAGAGGAAGAUUUGAGGAACAAUGUUAAAAAGGAGGAUAUUUCAGCUGACGUGAUUGCAUAUGCGGUUCAUCAACGAGGUCGUGUCUCCUCGUCCGUACGUAUUGACGAUGUGAAAUCUGUAUGUACCCACUGUCAUCGAAGUGGUCAUUCAUCCGAUCGUUGUUUUGCUGUUGUGGGUUACCCCGAGUGGUGGGAUGAUCGUCCAAGGAGCCGUAUGGUACAAGGACGAGGUCGUGGUGGGUAUAUUGGUGGUGCAUCGAGUGGUCGCGGUCGUAACAUGACGUAUGCCAAUGUUGUUCACGUGCCUCCAAUGCAGCCUCAGGAACACGUUAAUUACGUGAUCACGGACAAAGACCGCGAUGGCGUUAGCGGCCUUGACAACAAGCAAUGGGAGCGUCUUAUAAAGCUUCUCAAUGCUGGUGGCAAUGGUGGAGCAAGUUCCAGUCACGAAAAAGUUUCGGGUAAGUAUUCUACUCCUUCUUGGGUAUUAGACAGCGGGGCAUCUCAUCAUUUGACGGGUAACUUUGAUAUACUCACAAAUGUGCGACAUAUGGAGCCUGUGCUGGUUAUUUUAGCUGAUGGGAGGGAGAGAAUAUCUAGUCAAGAAGGAACAGUUGUUUUGGGAUCCAAUCUGAUUUUGAAAUCUGUUUUUUAUGUUGAAGAAUUUCAGUCUGAUCUCAUUUCAGUAGGCCAGCUCAUGGAUGAGAAUAGAUGUGUAGUACAGAUGGCUGAUCAGUUUCUUGUGAUCCAGGACCGUGCUUCGAGGAUGAUGAUUGGUGCGGGUAAACGGAUUGUGGAACAUUUCGCUUUUGUAGAACGGAGGUGGGAGCGUUUGUGA